AUGUCUGUCGAUGGCGUCUUUGCCGGCGACUUUGUGGGAGAGGUGACUGAGCUCGGUAGCAAAGUUGCUAAACUCUCCAAAGGUGACCUUAUUGUGGGAUUGAUUUGGGGUGGUCGGUCUGCACGCAGUCGCCAUGGCUUGGCCCUCUUCUCUAAGGGAUAUCUAAACGUUGACCGCUCCAAAUCCACCGGGACUAGCGUGCUGGUGUGGGGUGGAAGUUCAAGCGUUCGGAUUGUAAACGAUUCAACUCGCUUCCAUCUGGGGCUUGGACGUGACGACCACCUGCAGUCCGCACCAGACCUGGUUCAGUCCUAUGGUGCCAAACAGGUCUUCGACUACAAUGAUCCAGAGGUGAUCGAGAAGAUCAAUGAGGUUGCACCCGAUCUCCGGCAUAUUUUCGAUACUAUUGGAAAUGGACAUUCCUCGACCACCUCGUCCCGGGCGUUUGGCGACCGCGAGGGAAAUCUAUGCACUGUUCGCCCGGGAAAAGCAACCACAGAACAUGUCACACGCAACGCGCAGGUUACAGAUGUGCUAGCCUGGACUGCAUUCUGGAAAGACCAUCGAUACGCCCGCCUUCAUUGGCCGGCCUCAAAGGACGACCAUGAACUCGCCAGUGAGCUCUUUGAGAAGUUGCCCGCGUGGCUGGAGUAG
Penicillium canariense is the source of this 654-nucleotide messenger RNA. RefSeq lists its product as uncharacterized. Gene Ontology annotation, molecular function: oxidoreductase activity, acting on NAD(P)H. The coding region runs from base 1 to 654 and encodes 217 amino acids. The transcript is spliced from 4 exons. Lineage: Eukaryota; Fungi; Ascomycota; Eurotiomycetes; Eurotiales; Aspergillaceae. The record is from RefSeq and is a predicted model, not a curated record.